GCUAUUCCAUUGAGAAAAGCAGCUCCACAGAGCACUCAUGAUGAAAUCCGCACCAGAAAACAUGAAAUCAGCCGGGGUCUGGGGUGCAAGAUCGAGAUCGAGAUCGACCAGCCACAGCCAUCGUCGUCGACGUCGACUCAGUCGUCCAAAUGAGCAAACGCAAUUGUCACUCUGCCCAUUAGAUUGUCCAGUUUUUUUUUUCGCACCGGCUAGCGCAUAUAAAACUGAAGAGCUGGCUCAAAAUGCAUCUCACAUCUGAGCCGAGUUCUCGUAGUGCAGACACCUCCAAAAAUCCGAGCUCCCACUCACAAAACGCACAUCCUUCCGCGCCAUGUUUGCCCAGACUCUGUUCGUUUUGGGACUGAUCCUGUCGGUGGUCGUUGCCAUUCCCAUUGAUCCCUAUGGACUCUCCGCUCCGGCCAUCUCGUAUGCGUCACCCAAGCUACUGGCUGCUCCGGCUAUUUCGUACGCUGCUCCCAAGCUGCUGACUGCUCCCGCCAUCUCGUAUGCCGCCCCCAAACUCCUGGCCACGCCCACCAUCGUCCAGCACGCUGCUCCCGCCCUGAUUGCCGCUCCGGCGCCAGUGGCCGUGACUAAGGUGGCCGUUGCCGAGCCCUACGAUCCCAAUCCACAGUACAGCUUCUCGUACGGAGUGACUGACCACCACACCGGCGACUCCAAGCAGCAGGAGGAGACCCUGGUGAACGGCGUCGUCCACGGCAGCUACUCCCUGGCCGAGCCCGAUGGCACCAUCCGCAAGGUAACCUACACCGCCGACAAGAUCAACGGAUUCAACGCCGUCGUCGAGAAGAAGGGCGUGGCCGCCGUCGCCAUUGCCAAGCCCGCUCUGGCAGUCGCCGCUGUUCCGGCCAUCACCAAGAUCGGAUAUGCCGCGGCGCCGGCCCUCACUCUGGGUGGAUACCACUAAGUGGCGGUCCUCCUUCAGGACACACCCAUCGUCGAUGACAAACUCUCUGGCCUAGUUCUAGGACCUGUUGUUAAAUAGUUCUAAUGCAUCAUCACCAUACCCGAGUAACCCGAUCUUCUCAAGCUCAAACCCCAAAAACCCGAAACACAAGGACGUGCGUGCUGUUGCCCCUCGCUGGAGACCCACAUCCCUAGUCCUUAUCCUGGUCCGAUGAAGGAACCACCACAGAUUACGUUUAGGGAUACCGUUCUGGGGAUCUGGGGAACGGCUAUCGGCCACUUAGUUAGUAUCUGCAUUUACUGAAUAAAAGUUUCGGUACA
This is a messenger RNA of Drosophila ananassae, 1248 nucleotides long. RefSeq names its product larval cuticle protein A2B (gene Cpr64Ac). The record is from RefSeq and is a predicted model, not a curated record. Gene Ontology annotation, cellular component: extracellular matrix. NCBI's taxonomy places the organism in Eukaryota, Metazoa, Arthropoda, Insecta, Diptera, Drosophilidae. The coding region runs from base 332 to 928 and encodes 198 amino acids. The transcript has 2 exons.